UAGCUGGAGGUGGAACCACCAAUUGCCUCGCGCAUGCAUGCCUUUGGAACUGGCUCCCAAUUGUGGACACUGGUACAUUCACCAUCUGGAGAUUAGUGCUCCAGUUCGAGCCGAGACCUCGGGAGAGAGACAACCUCGUCGGGGGCCUCCAGUGAAGUCAUGCAGAACCACUAAGAAAUGAUGCCCAAACCAUGAUCUUCUUGAUUCUGUGGCUUGGCCAAGAACUGUGUCGUCUGGCUUCGCUGAUUUGGCGCGCCAUUUUGAGCGCCUUCCAAUCCAAACAAAAUGAGGAAAACGAUGACAACAUUGCUUUGGUGUGAGUUCGAUCGCUGACGAUGAGAUGCCUUCUCGUUGAGUGACAUUGGGAUUUGAAGGCGUGAUAUCGUUGGAUUUUGACCAUGACCACGAGUGCGGCGGCCUCGGACAAGACUGUGAACAAGGUGGCCUUGUGCUCGGCCAUUUUUGCGGGUGUGGCUUAUGUGGGAUAUUCCGUGGCCAGACAAGCGUUCAGUCGACGUUUAGUCAGGAAUCAGGGCGAGGCCCUGGAAUAUGAGCCCUCUCCAUACAGUCGCCGGGUUUACCUCCGACGCUUAUCGGGCUCAGAGGCUUCUUUGGGAACCGAGGCUCUCUUGGGGACCUUGGAAUCGGGUGCUAAUGUGUCUCACCCAGGUCGCCUUAUUCUCCGUCCGCUCUCCGUCCAAGAGAGAAUUCGAGAGCUCAAUGUGAGAGCUCGGCAUUUCGCCGAGACCAUUCUGGCGAUUCAACUCCACGACGAUCGGACUCGAAAAGCCUCUUUGGCAUGUAGUCGAUCCCUGCAGUCUUCCCCGACCCGAUCCCGUGGGAUUUUGAGCCCGAUAGACAUCACUCAUUUGGGGUGUGCCUCUCGUUGCGAUUCCAUUGAGAACCUCGCUCACAAUGGGAGUAACACUUGGUCGGCUUCGCUACCUCCAAUGCUCAAGAAGAGAUGGUCACGGAGAUCGUUGAAGUUUCGAAAUUCGGAUUCGGGCAUGUUUUCCACGCGCGAGGAGCAAGAUGAGAUUGAGGCCAAAGGCGAGAGGUUAUUAGAUGAAAGAGAAGCGGAAUUAAGUAAGAGACUUCAAGGCUUCGAGGAUGGAACUACAAAGAUCUUGACUCCUUACGAGGCAAAAAGUUUGGUGGCUCUCCUCCAUUCGAAAGAUGCCAACACCUUGGAAAAGGCUCUAGUUACGGUUUCCAAUAGUGCAGCCUUUACGACCAAUCAGGACCACCUCCGUGAGGCGGGUGCGAUUGUUCGACUGCAGCAUUUAUUAAGUCACCCGGAGGUGUGUGUUCAACGGGCGGCCUUGACGGCUGUGGGCAAUAUGGCGCUUAAUACGUCCAAUCAGAAGGAAAUGGGACAUAUGGUUCCUAUUCUACUACCAAUGAUUGAGGUCAUUGAAUGGAGAAGACCAGGACAGUCGCCGACCUUCUUGUCAGAUGGAGAGUUUGCUAUCUAUCCUGUUUUGCUCACACUCACGAAUAUCGCUGCGUUGUCCAACUGGCACAAGCAAUUUAAGGGAUCUCUCACAAGGCUGCUAGAUUUGACUCAAUCAGAGAAUGCCAAAAUCCGAAUGCAAUCCUUGCGACUCCUUGUGAAUAUCUCCACCAAUGAGGACAUGGUUCAGCAUCUUUUGGCAGCCAAGGCGCCAGAAUACGUUUGGAAUAUGUUGGACGAGGGUCAGGCCGAGGAUCAAUUACUCCGUGUGAUCACGCUCUUGGCCAACUUGGUUUGCACCGCUCAUAAGCAGAACCUGGACCCAACAUUGGAUCUACCCUUGGACGAUGAUAAGACCGCUGAGCCAGACUCCAUAAAGCAUGCGAACCAAGACAAAUCUUCUGAACCCCAAACUCUUAGCAGGUUCUCUCAUCUCUACGGCGACGAGAAUCGACUCGAUGUCCUCGAGCACUUGGAGUCUCUCAUGACCACUCAUCCCCACGAAGACAUCCGAGUCAAGGCCCGCAUGAUCCACAACGUCAUCAUGGCCAGCGAUAAACGCAACAAUGACGAGGGCGAUUGAAAAGCCUAUGCGCCUAGUUUGACCCGGGCCAAACGUCUAUUUCUAAUAGAAUGUCACUUGUUAACAAGUUCUCACCGUACUGAUUAUUUGCAUGCGUCAAGAUUAUUGAACUUGUCUUUGCUCCUUACGAUCUUGUCAAUCUCAGACUUGUCAUCAUGUUCCAUCUUGUAGUGCUUGAGUUCCAUUUUCGACGCUCUUACACAUUUGGAAUCUCACUUUCGCUCUGAAGUUCAGUGCAAAUUAUUUUACUAUCUGAUUUGUUACGAAUAAAGAAUUUCUCUGUCUCGGCCGAA
This is a messenger RNA of Tigriopus californicus, 2329 nucleotides long. Its product is annotated as armadillo repeat-containing protein 10-like. The record is from RefSeq and is a predicted model, not a curated record. Lineage: Eukaryota; Metazoa; Arthropoda; Copepoda; Harpacticoida; Harpacticidae. The transcript is spliced from 8 exons. The coding region runs from base 399 to 2036 and encodes 545 amino acids. Gene Ontology annotation, cellular component: mitochondrion.